Molecule: messenger RNA, 16625 nt
Organism: Apis cerana (Asiatic honeybee)
Lineage: Eukaryota; Metazoa; Arthropoda; Insecta; Hymenoptera; Apidae
Gene: wge
Product: BAH domain and coiled-coil containing protein winged eye
Molecular function (GO): chromatin binding
Source: RefSeq, a predicted model, not a curated record
CCCACUAGCCGCAGUCACAAUUUAACCGUUCGAUGGUGAACAUGUUACGAUAUGCCGCGUUACGGGUGAAUUUCUUUUUACUGGAAAUGAUAAUUAUUUAUCUACUAAUUGAAUCAUAAUAUAUAAAUGAUAUUUUAAAACAAAUUAUACAUUCUUCUACUUACAUGGAAAUAUUCUCUAAAAUUUUUUCAAUAAGUGAUUUAAACUAUGAAUGUGUCGAUUAAACUUUGUUUAACAAAAUACAAAUGUAUUAAAAAGUGAUUCGUACGUUAAAUGUAUGUAAAGUGAAUCGUUGUGGAUAUUUAAAAAAUCAAGCUAUCAGUUACAAGGAAAAGCAUUCGAUUGUAUAGCUUUAAGCCGGCCGGCGCCCGCAUUAAAGGGAAUAUGAUCAGAUCUUACGAGUCACAUCCUCCGUUUUGAUUAUUAUUAUAUCGCAAAUAUCGUUGAAUUCAAAUCUAUUGAUUCAUUCUUUAUCAAAAAUUAUCGAAAAUUAAUGCAUUUUAUUUUAAGCAUAGUUUGAGAAAACUCUGAUUCGAAAUGAAUAUUUACUUGCUGCAAUACGAAUUGAAAAAAGUUUGAAAAACUAUAGAAAUUAUUUACCGGUAAAUAUUUUGUGAUAUUAAUUGAAAAUGUAGUUUUUCGUAGUUUAUAAUACUCUCUUUCGAAAGGACGAUAUGCAAAAAGAAAACACGUAUUCAUAAAUAUUUAUCUCUUCCGAUUUUUUUUUUAAGUUUUCAAAUGUAUUCAGUUUUUGUUUUUAUAAAUUAGUAUAACAUAUAAAAAAGAAUUUUUCAUUAUUUUUAAUUAUUCCAGUGUUCAAAAAAAUUCAUGAUUAAUUUUUUAUUUAGAAGUGAAUAAUAAAUAAAAAUUUUAUGAAUUUUAUUUACUGAUUUUGUUAUUAUUUGUGUGCUUGAAUGAAACUAGUGAAUAGUGAACAAAAAUAAGUGAUUACGGUGAUUUAUUUUAAUUGAAAGAAGAAUCGUAAUAAAAGUGACAACUUCCGACGGUUCCAUCUUUACUUCUUCUCGAACAUGAUUUUAUAAAUGGAUAUAUUUAUUUCUUGGAGAUUUUUCUCCAAGAUGAUCAAAACCUGUCUUUACGCAGUAUUCGCAUAAUCGUCACAGUGGAGUUCUGCUUAAUCGCAGAAUCUACGAGCGAUCUCGUCACUCCGGCGAACAGCGCGCUCUUAAUCCUCUAUAAUCUACUGUAACAUUCAGCCUCGGGAGGGGGAGGUUCGAUGUUGGUCCCUCCCGUGGCCCAAAGUGGGACUGGGGAUCGUCCCGUGGGCGACACGGGUGCCCGGGCCCAACAAACGUCAGGCCCUGCUGCAGCAGCAACUCUAUGGCCCUUAGCACCCGCACAGUCCAAUCAAGUUCCAAAUCAACAGUCGCAGGGUAUUCCACCCUUGGCUGCUACUCCCGCGCCAGCUCAUAAUCAAGGUGUGAGUCGUUACGGACUGUACUCGUUAUUCCCUGGGGGUGGCGGGGGCAGUUACGUCGCAGCCACUCCCGCCACCCCUGGACCACCCACACCUGCACGAGCUUAUCACGCGACAACACACAAGGUUUCAGAAAGCGUGUUUUCCGCGGCCGUUGGGGUCGGGGUAGGUGGCUACACUUGGGGUGCUCCCACGCCACCUCCUGGAUCACCCUACAGUCCUGUCCCCGUGACGCAGCUCGAGCUGCUGGCCAAGAAUUUGGCUAGUUUGGCUCCUCCGGGUCAACAGGCGCUCAGCCUUCAAGGUGUAGGUGUAAACGUAGGAAGUUUGCAUCACGCCCAACAUACCCAACACACACAGCAUACUCAGCAUACUCUUAAUCUGACUGGUCUCCAUCAUCUUCAUCAUGGAGGCUUGCAUCAGAACACCUUCUCCCCUCAACUGUCCUUGGUAACUGGGAAUGCGCCCACGUUGACGAUCAACAGCUUCUCAUCACCGAAUUCGACAGGCAACGUAGUACCAACGACAGGAGUAUUGCUUCAGGAAUAUCAGUCGCCAACAGGUUCGACUACCGGAUGUUCGGUCACCGUGAAUGGCACCUCGUGCCCUACGAGCUCGACCACGAGCACAAUGGUAGUACAGGGAGGCCAAACCGGCAACCAGGUCGUCCAGGCCACCAACAAGAAACGGGAGGCCUUCCUACCGAGUCAAGGUCAGCCGGUGAAACUGGAGAACAAAUCAACCAGACAGCCCUGUGUUUGCAGAAACAGCAACGGAAAAACAAAGGCAGUGCAUUCGGAUGCAGGAUGUAGCAGAACGUUGCCAGUCGCAUCCUCUUGGAAUGGACAAGAUGUGAACUCCAAUAGUAAUAACAAUGGUAACAACUUGGUGAAGAGAGAACCUUUGGCUUCGGUGCCAUGUCAGGUCGCUGAAGUCUCGACAUCUCUUCAUGCAACCACUACUUCUGUAAAAAUUGAACCAGUUCCUCCAAAAUCAGAAAAUGGGAUUGUGGUAUCGAAUGCAGGAGCCGGUGGCGUGCCAGUCGGGAUCGCGGUGGCCAGACAGAGAUUGCAGCACCAGGAAACAUCCACUUCGAUGCGCAAUGUUUCUCUGAGUCAUCACACUUCGCAUCAUGCGAGCUAUCAUCAUUUCCAACCUGACAAUCUAGGUUCGAGCACGGCCAUGGCAGUAGGCGGUGCGACCCUGGUGCAUUGCGGAGGACCUGGAGGGGAAGACCGACCGGCCCACCUUGCCAUUCCCUCGGGAGCUCUUGCACCCUCGCUGAACGCCGCUCUUGGCUCGAGCCUGAAUUCCAGCCUGAAUUCCAGCCUAAAUUCCACGUUGGGUAGCAUCGGUGCCGCGGCAAGCGCAGCAACCGCCGCCACGGCCGCGGCCACAGCCGCAUGGCCGCCAACCUUAUGGCAGUACCCCGCAGCGGCCGCGGCUGCUGCAGCUGCAGCUGCAGCGAUGCCAAUGGAACCAGUUGGUUUUCCUCAGAUGGGUGUUGGUCUUCAAGGUGGUCUACAAUUGGUUAGAGAUCCAACAACGGGUCAUCUUCUUCUUAUUCAUGCGGCUGAACAAAUGCAACAAGCAGUAGUAUGGCCAAAUUAUUCGAAUCAUAAUAAUGGAAAUGUUGCGCCACCAUCUCUUUUGCUUCCGCCUCCACCACCAUCUCUUCAGCUCCUGAGCGAUAUCGGUGGCGCAAGGCUAGUCCUUACUGAAAGUAAAAGAAAACAGCAGAAUACUCUACCUAUUGUCAAGAUAGAAGCAGAUUGUGGCACCAAUCCUACUACUAUAAUCACCUCAACGGAAUCAACAAAAGCAUUGCAGACUGUGACUUCGAUGACAGGAACCCUCGUACCAGAUACACCCCUUGUGACCACGUUGCACUAUUACCCUCAUGCUCCUGCAUUGGUACAAAUCAGUCAAGCCGAGCCAACGCAUUGCAGAUCACAGCAGCGAAAUUCGUUUCUGUCGAAGGCGACCUCGCCGGUCUCGUGUUUGACGCCGCCGCCAGAGGUGACGCCGAUCCACGCGAUCGAGCCACCGGAAGUGGGGCCGAUAGUGGGGGUACAGGACGCGUCGAACCAGACGGACGCACCGGAACCGGAGGAUCAGGAGCAACCGUUGGUCGAGGCAUGCGUGAAGCAGGAACAAAGUUUGAGUCCCUGUCAGUUGCAGAACUCGGCCAACCUGACAACCACUACCACCACCACCAACCUGACGAAUUUGACCAAUUUCGAAAUCGUGGCCGCAUCGCCGGAGAAGGUGUGCAACGUCGUUCGAAUAACCACCACCACUACGACCGUGAAUCCAGGAGUAUGCGGCAUCGUGGGUAAGGUGGACAAAGCGGAGAACACGAUCAUCAAUAUGGCCGAUUGCCCGAAAUACUCGAUCACGAAGGAGUGUAGGAGUGUAACAUCGAUCGACAGGACGAUCGAACAUGUGGUCACCAGGCAAAUCGAUAGAGAACAUGAAGAUAGAAAUCAUGCAGAGGAGGAGGAAAACGAGUCGCUUGAGAUACCAUGUAGGGAUAUCAGGAAUGGACCGAGAAUUAUUGAAAUUACCGAAGAAAAUUGUGAUAGUUUUCAUGAAAAUUUGGAAUUCUUUGGGAGGAGAAGGGAUCAUUCGUUGGAUAAAUAUAAAGAUAAAAAUAAAAGUUAUAUUUCUGAAACUGGUAGUGUUGAACAAGAAGAUGAGACUGAUACGAGAGCUGUUGAAAAGUGCGAGACCGAAUUAGCCAAAGUAGAAGAUAUGACAGAGCUGCACAGACAUGUGAGUUCUGUUUCAGAAAGUUUGGAAAUCAAUCAGAUUUUAAAACCAACAGAGGAUUCUACUAAAUCAAAAAUAGAAAUUGAUUCCAAUUAUGAAUCGAACUGUGAGAAAAGUCAUAUUGAUGAUUAUCCUCAAACUCCUGUAUCUCGCCCUCAAAUCACUGUAAAGUCAUUUGAUAUGCCCAAUAUUGACUGUGAUGAACAGAUGAUCGAACCAAUUACCAUCAAACAAGAAGCAGACGAAACAGGAUAUGAAGACUGUUCUUACAGAUGCGAACCAACAUCAACGACAGAGAAACCAAAAUGCCAAGAUUCGUUCAAGAGGUACUCAGUCGAGAAGUCUCAUCCUGGAAUUGAGAACGUGGUGGAGAAGCUAAAAAAGAACGCAGCUGCUGCUUUGCAGGAAACAACAGCUCAAAAAAUAGAUGAUUCCAAGGAUAAAAAUGCGGAGAAUCUUCGAUCGAGAAAACAUUCAGAUACUGUGCCGAGAAAAUUGGAGAACGGUUUAAAGAAACACAUUUUAAGAUCCUGUGAGAACUCUCCUUUUUUAGAUAAACACGAUGUCAAUCGGGAACCUGAAGUAUCUUCAUCAGAAACGGUACGAAUAGCUAAAGAUUCGCAAGAUAUUUCUAAAUAUUUAACAACAACUGAACACACAUCUAAUUCUUCCAUGAAUAAGCAUCCUUUGUCCAAAAACUAUUUCACAAACGAUAAUAAUAACGAUAUUAGAAAUAGCAAUAAUAAUAUCAAAAUGAUAGAUGAAGAUCCUGUUGUGAAAAAGGAAAAAUCUUUAUCUCCUGAGGUUUGCGAAUUAGUGGAAAUGAAAUGUACCGAUAGUGAUGUCACGCCCAAAAAAUAUAGAAAAAUAGAAACAUCAGAUAACUCAUACGCUUCAACGCCUGAUAAUCAAAUAAUUAAAUCCAGAGCUGUUAAUUCUAAACAAAAACCUACGGUUGACAUUAGUGGCCUCGAAUUAUUAUCGAAUAGUAUUGAACAAUUGGAACAUUUGAAACCGGAUUCUCAAAAUUCAGGUACAGUAUCUGAACUAGAGAAAUCGCCUAUUAGAAGCAAGUUGAUUUCUCCGCAGGGAGAAAGUAAUAACAACAACGUAGAUAGUCCUUUGGGAUUGUUAUGUGCUCUAGCGGAACAGAGAUUUAUGGAAGAAGUAGGAGACAAGAUACCACGAAAGUUGAAUCUCGAAAGCUCGGAGGAAAUAUCGCACGCUGGUAGAUUGUUGUUAAACCUGGGCAGAGUGAAUAUACCGGAAAAAGAGGGAAAGACGACAGACAAACGAAAAUAUGUUCAAACAGAUAUAGAGAAUUACGAGAAUUCCAAGAGGUUCAAAACGGAUGGCGAAUCCGAGGAUGAGGAAUGCAGUUCAUUGCAUUAUCAACAAAAUAAUAAUGACGAGAAGCUAUACGAUGAGAGAGUGCAAGAAGAUAUGAUGUUCAGGCUGAAAGAGACCACAAGGAGAAGUAUAGACUUUUCUGAACAAAAUGGUACUAGUUCUGACGAUGAAGAAGUUACCAUGUUGAAAAAUGCUCCUCUUAAUAAGAAUAUAAGUCCUUAUAAGAAUGUAAACUAUGAGAGAAACGAAAAUUUUGAAGAAUAUGAAAGACAUUAUGAUCAGUAUCAAAUGAACGGAACAUAUAGCAGCAAAGAAUCUAUUGAUGGUAAUUUAUCGGAUUCUGAUAUGGAAAUAUAUGAUAAAAAAUCUUCUAAUGAGAAAAUAGAAAAGGAAGAUAGUAUAGAUGUUAAGAGGCGACUUUCUACAGAACACCGUGACUGUCAUGAUUAUAGGAACUUGCAAGCAAAACUUGAUGCAAAGAAAUUCAUUGCUCGAAAAGGACAUAUAGAUAAUGAGGCAGACUGGCCGAAUAUGGAUGCCAUGGAACUUGAUAUGAGAGUCAGAUUAGCUGAUAUUCAAAGACAAUAUAGAGAGAAACAGAAAGAAUUAUCUAAGUUGACUCCGAAAAAGGAUGAAAAGAAAAGUCCUGGUAGACCGCGAAAGAAGAGUCAUUCUUCCAGUUCGGACCACGGACCUCUCGCAUCACCACCGAUAUUGGAACCAAUAUCUUCACCGCACAAAUCUCCACCACGAUCGCCAGAUGGAGCUCCGCCGCCACUAACUUCAACUGUCCUAGCUAUGCCAAGAUGUAAUGUGAAUUUAGUGAAAUUGGGCGAACAAAGGAGUCACAUUAAACUGUUGGACAGUAUACCAAGCAUUCCGAUCCCUGUUCCACCAGUUGCCUCGCCAAUUACCGUGUUACAAUCGAACAAAUCGUCGCAGGACGACGAUGAAAAAAGCACAGGAAGGCUUGGCUAUGACACAUCAUCUCCAGCUCCUACAAUUGCGAGUUCUAGUUCGGCUUCAAAAAAACGAAAGGUUGGUCGGCCUAGGAAGUUAAUGUGUACAUCCGGAAGUGUCAGACAUCUCACAGAAACAAUAGUUGCAAAAAAACCUAAAAGCAAGAGUUCUCUAGUGGGAUAUCUUUUGUCUUCAAAGAAUAGGCAUCUUCAAACGAAAUAUGUGGGUAAAACUGGUUAUACUCCAUUACCAUUUAAGACUACGUUAUCUUCCAUAAAAUCCUCUUCCAAGAAUCAUAAAUCAACAAAGUCAAAACCGAAACCUGCGAAACAAACACCUUUGCAUAGCAAAAAUGUAAUUAGUUCAAUUAUUGCGGAAAAGGCGAAAUUAAGUCAAGAAGUGAAAUUAGACAAACAAAGUAAAAUGAAACCAAAAUUGAAAGCUGAAGCAAAAGUGAAGACUUGGGAAGAUGAUGAAUCUAGUAGCGUUACAGAAAAUAUGCCAGAAUCUACUGUAGAAGAAUUAACAAAGGAAAUCCCAGUGGAUAUUACCAAACCAAUAGAAAAAGAAUCUGAAAAGAUAAGACACGAGAAAUCGAAAAAAAAGAAGCGAAAAUCGAAUUCGUCCUCACCGUCCAGACAUAAAUCAAGCGAUCGAGAUAAGAAAGAAUCGAAACGACGGAAAUCACUCGAGUGCAAAGAAUGCAAAGAAUGUGCGAAAGCUGCUCGAGCGGAGAAAACGGAAAUCGUGAACAAAUGCAAAUUAACAUCGGCCCACUUAGGUAUAGACCAGCUAAGGGUUUUAACGGCUAUGGGUGGUCUAUUUUAUGCCGGAAGACUGAGCGCUGUUCAAGCGCCUGACGUUUAUGCGAUUACGCUGGAUGGUGAACGAGGUAAUAGACCUCAUAUCCAUUCCAGAGAGGAGAUACUACGAGAUGCGAUCGUGGAGAUUUGUCCUACUUCAACGAAAGAAUUACCGCCUGGCACGAGACUGUGCGCUUAUUGGAGCCAACAAUAUCGUUGUUUGUAUCCGGGAACCUCGGUUGAACCCUCGGAACCUGACCCAGAACUUGAUGAAAAAUUUGUCAGCGUAGAAUUCGAUGAUGGAGAUAGUGGAAGAAUUGCUUUGGAUGAUAUCAGAUUGUUACAGCCUGAUUAUCCUGUCGUUGAAUAUGAUCCUAAUCCUUUAUUAUCAUUGGGAAAACGUCGACGACAAACGUCAAUGUCGACAGAAGAUAAACGUUCGUCUAGUAAUAGUCAACCAUCUGUUUCUACCAAUAUAAAUAACUCAAUACCUGCUGUUACAUCUACAACGAGUUGUUAUGUUUCAUCGUCUGACACACAAUCAUUGGAACGACACAAGUCGGACGAUAUAGAUGCUAAAGAUUUGGAAGAAUAUCGUGAAAGGAAACGCAUGAAAAAAAGAAGAAGAGAUAAAUUGAAAAGAUUGCAAGAAUCUCAAGAAGGAAAGAAAAAGCAUAGAAGACAUAAAUGUUGUGAAGAACACAGAAAGCAUAAACACAGGAAACAUCGUAAACAUAAACACAGACAUAGCCAUCAUAGUAGUUACAGUGAAGGAAGUCAUAAUAGUAGUGGGGAAAGCUGUUGUGGUCAAAAAAGCGAAGAAGAAUUACCGAAAGAGACAGUGUCUAAGAUCGAUGAAGAAAAAGAAGUUGAAGAAGAACCAGUUACUCAAGAAGAAGUUACUCCAGAACCGAUCAAAGAACCUGUUCAUGAAGAAAAGCCUGAAAAACCGAAGAAAACAGAUAAAAAGUCGAAAAUACGUGAACGACAAGAAUCAGUAGAAAGUCGAAGCAAAAUGGCAGCUUUCUUGCCAGCAAGACAGUUAUGGGGAUGGGCUGGAAAAGGUUAUAGGCGACCCGGGGCUAAAGGAAGAGCUAAAAAACAGUUCUUCCGUGCUAUACAACGGGGAACUGAAACAAUCCAAAUAGGUGAUAGUGCUGUCUUCUUAUCGACUGGCAGACCUGAUAGGCCUUAUAUUGGACGCAUCGAAUCUAUGUGGGAAACUUCGAGCUCCAAUAUGGUUGUCAAAGUGAAGUGGUUCUAUCACCCUGAGGAGACCGUUGGAUGUCCAAAAAAUUUAAAGUACCCGGGCGCUCUGUUUGAAUCUCCUCAUAUGGACGAAAACGAUGUGCAAACAAUUUCUCAUAAAUGCGAAGUAUUACCCCUUCAAGAAUAUACGGAGAAAUUGGGCAAGGAACCACAUAGAUAUCUGACCAUUUACGACAACAAUGACAUUUAUUAUUUGGCCGGAUAUUAUGAUCCAACGACGUACCUGUUAACUAUGCAGCCAGGGGUUGUUUGAGAACAGCUUAAGCUGACGAUUAAGUUAACGGGUGUUACUUAAUUGUUGUCAGCCAAUAAAUCACUGCGAAAUUAAACGAAAUGCCAUGGCCGUUCCUGUCACGGUUGAGAUGUUAUCACGUUUUCCAACGAAAAGUUAAGAUGAUAAUUAUCAAAUCAUGGCGAAAAUAGAUGAACGAAUCGAACGUUCAUCGAUCGAGAGACAUUAAAGUUUACAAUAUAAAAAAUCAACGUUUACCUCGAACAAUAAUUUUCUCAAUAAAAAUUUACAAUGAUGCAAUCAACGACACCAUCAUUCAUAGUACGCUUUCGAAAAGCAAUCAGUGUCAUCACAAGGCACAAGCGUUAUUUAUUAUCGCAAAAAAAAACCAGAGAAACCAGAGAUUGUUUCCAGUUGCAUUAUAUUUUUCCUCUUUUUCUAUGGUUAUUACAUAUGUUGUUACGAUUGAUUUUUCUUUGAUCUAGAUUCUUUUUCCCAUUGAAUUAUAUAUACAUACAUAUGUAAGUACAUUGUUCAUGAGAGAUAAUCGUUGUUAAUUUAAUACGUUUUCUAUUAGUAUUUCUUGCGUCUUUCAUAUCGUUCGAAGUUUCAACUGAAUUAUACUGUAUUUCGUUUCGGUGCUGAAAGAUGGAUUUUGACAGGAGAAAGAUACUUUCGCGAAUAUUAUUGUGAGUAUUUUCAUGACGAUACUUAUUCGCAUUUUACAAGUUGUGAAUUCUUCAAAAUGAAAAGGCGUGCAAUGAUAAAGUUGUUUCGCUAUUUAUAUAGAAAUAUCUGAUUAUUUGUAUGCUAUCGUGAUAGAUAUAUAUGAUGCACGAAGACCGUGCAAUUGUUGCAAAAUUUCGUGGGAUCCAAAAGUUUACAUUUGAAAGAAGAGAUUUCGAUAUUUUCGAAAUUUGAAUCCGAAGAGGGGGCUUGUGCCUUGUGUAUAACGAAGUUAAAAUAAAAAUAAAAAGCAGCUUAAUUUUUUCAAAAUUACGAGCUGGAUUUUUCGAUACUUGGAUCGCGCUUAUGAUGAAUAUUGAUAAAUAAUUACAAAAAAUAAAUACAUAUAAAAAAAAAAUAUAUAUAUAUAUAGAUAUAUAUAUUAAAUAUGUAGAGGAGAGAUGCAAUAAAUAUACCGAGUGGCAUUAACGCGAAAUAAAUUACGAAAACAUUGAUAAAUGUUUUAUCAAUUGUAAAUAUAAAAUAUAUAGUAUACAUACAUAUACAUACAUACAUACAUACAUACAUACAUACAUACAUACAUACAUACAUACAUACAUACAUACAUAUAUACAUACAUACAUAUAUAUAUAUAUAUAUGUAUACAUGUAUACUGUAUAUAAACGUUAAGUGCGUACAUACGUAACUAAAUCGGAUGCAUAAUCUGAUUUUUAAUCGUUAGACCAGUGUUAAAUAUUGUUGUCUAAACGAAAAUACAAUACAUAUAUACAUCUACAUUUAUUAAGCAAAAAUUAAAGGAAAGAGAUUUUUUGCGAAUCUUGUAGUCCGAUUAUGCAAACUCUAUAUGUAGAGAUAUAAAGUUGAAGUUGCAAGUUGCGAACGGAAAUAGUCUGUUCUAUUGAUAUUUUCCGACAACUUUCCAAGUAGUUCUUUUUAAUACUCCUGCAAUCGGAACUUACGAGACGCGAUGUACUUAGAUUAAAUAUCACUUUCUCGCAUCAAUUUCUUAAUCUAUUAAUUAAGAAUCAUUAAGUUUAAUUGCUUCAAUGCUGUUCAUAAACAAAGGUUCAUUUGAUUUUUGUUCUUUUUUUUUUUUUUUAAUAUAUAAUUUUAUCGAUAGAAAUGAAGAAAUAUGUUAUAAUACGCUUAUUAUCCUGCUUUCAGGAUAAAAUUUUCAUUUAAAUGUUUUGAUAAGUGUCGCCAAAAAGCUUUAAAUUUUCGCUAAGCGAAAAAAAAUAUUGUUUAAUCUAGUAAUUUAAAUGAGAUAGAUAUAAAAAAUGAUCAAAGUAAUAAGUCAAUACAAUUAAGUAUAUUGAUAUCUUUUCUCUAAUAUUUGAAUUUUUGAUAAGUUAUUAGUUUCUUUAACCUUUUGAGGAAUCGAUUUAUAAGAUAAAGAUUAUUAUUUUUAAUUUUUCUAAAAAUAAAAUAAAAUAUUGUUCUUAUUAAAUAUUAAUAUAAAUUAUUUAUGAAAAAAUAUCAUACAAUAUAAAAUAAUAUUCAUUAUAUUUUUUGAAUUAUUAAAAAUUAAAAAUAGAUAUGCUAAUAUCUUUCAAGAAGUUAACUUAUAAUAUGAUUAUUUAUAAAUUUUUUUAUACAAUUGAUGUUCUCUCUUUGAGUAGGAUGCUAUUAGUUAUAUUAAACGUACUAACUGACAUUAUUUUUUUGUAAAAUUUUCUUUGGUGAUCAUGUAUACGUACUAAAUAUUAACUAUUCUAAUUUAAUUUAAUAAUAAAAACAAGAGAAAUUCCAAGAAAAAAAAAAGAAAGAUUAUUUAGUUGCAGAAAAUCAGUUUGAAUAGCAUUGAUGCACCUAUACAAUAAGAUCGAGAGAUUGAUGCGAGCACACGUCCCAUUUCCUGUAUCUUUUCUUUUUAAUUUCUUGACAAUACGAAAAAGAAGAGAUUCGAUGGAUUACUCGAAAUGAUCGAGAAUAUCUCGAGUAUUGAAUCCAUAGUGAUACGAGAUAAGGUGCUACACAAUAUUUUUUGUUCAUUUGCGCGCAUAUUAUUAUUGCGAUUAACGAUAAGUUGACAUUUGCAAAACGUUUCAAAUAUUUUUUCAUGCGUUCAUUUUGCGAGCCUUGUGCAACCAUCCCACGUAGAAUUAAGGUGUCUGUCUUUUUUUUUUUUAUGAUUUUUUUGUAUCUCUCUGAAUAGCGAGAAAGUUGGCCACUUUUUGAUUCUUUUUGAUCACGGUCCGAUAAAAUCGUGAUUGUUUUUUUACAUAGCCCGACAAAUCCUCGUAGAGGGAUAUAAAUCUAUCAGAGAUACAUAUACAGACAAUCUCUCUGACGGUGUAAGUACAAUCACAAGAUUUUCGAUUUUCCGCCGAUUAUCGACACAUCUUAGCUAUUUAUUAUACGUUUAUUAAACGUAUCGUCUUUCGACUAUGUCCUCUAGUUUCCUUUUAUAAGAGGAACAACUAAUCGUAGCGGAGCAUGAUACAUCCUAGUACAAAUUGCAGAUACAAUAAUAAUUGUGCGUUUAUGCGAUAUUCAUAUCGGCGAGACGUGGAAGACAAGCAAAUCAGAGUACUUACAUCGUAGCGCGUGUGAUUGUCGCGUGUAAAUAGAUCAUAAGCGUACCAGGAUCGCUCACUAAUUUGUCUUAGAUAGAACUGAUCGAUUUCCAUAGAUUUCUAUCUUCUAAUGUAUAUUCAUUCUUAUUGUCGUUCGUGCACGCUGUCGCAAAUCUUCACCAUCGUCACAUAAUCCUGGCGGUGAUAGGUUCGAUAGAUUUUUGGACAAUGCAUACAAUCUGUACAUUGCAUAGUAUUUUUCCAUUAAGAGCAACAAAAAAAAACGACAAGAAAAAAGAAAAAUAUAUACAUAUACAUAUAUAUUAUCGAUAAAUUGUCGAAUUUCUCUGUAUCAUUCAUCGGCUCGAUGGUUUUCAUCCAUCUUUUGAUGAUUGUAUAUAAAGCAUGAAAAGCGUGAAAGAUAAAAAAAAAAACAAUUUUGUUAAAUCAUUGUGGACAUAGUUCAAAUGAUGUUUAACGUUCAUGGUUCUAAGUCAUUUUUGACUUUAACAGUUAGCGAUAACGCUAAAUCGAAUAAAUUUGAAUCUAUGAUUUUUGAUACAGCCGCUAUUGGCUUAUACUUUGAAGAUUAAAAAGAAGACUACUGAGUCGUAUAAAUGAUGAAAAACGACGAUUUGUCGAUCAGAGAUGUCGUUUCUUCGAUGACGAUUUUUUCGACGCUUCGAUCCUGUGAAAAGUAGCCUACUGGUAGACAACGUAGACGAGGCACGUUCGCUUGUAGAUUUGUAAAUAAUGUAGAUUAACGUAAAUAGGUAUAUCGAAGGAAAUGUCGGUAUCCUUGAUCAUUUUUUUAUACUUAUCCCAAAUAUAUAUUUUUUUGAUCGUUCAAUUCGAUCAAUUUUGCUUCCAUUUCGACUCAAUAAUAAUAAUUUUAAUGAUAAAUGGAAGCAAAUAAAAAAAAAUUUUUGAAAAAAGUGAUAACGAAAAUUAAUAAAAAAUAAUAAAAAGAUUUAAACAAAUACGAAUUAUUGUAUAUAUAUGUGCGAUGAACAAAAUGACGCCGACAUUUCGCGAUAACAUUCUUUUUUUUUUCGAAUCCAUAUGGAAUUGAAGCGCUUCUCAGUCGAGAAGACCAGUGUAUAUGUCGGUAUGAAUCGACUUUUCCUUCCAAUGAGAAGACGAGAUUUAUUUUUCUCCGGCAAAGUUUUCUUAAUUUUUUUCUUUGGCGAGACAAUUUAGAUAAGCGAGAAAAUUCACAUGAAAAAAAGCGUAUACCGUUCGAGCUAGUCUAGCCACUACGUAAGGGUUAGUUUAUAAGUGUCUAGAUAACGGAUGGACGAAAAAUUUGUAUCAUCAUUUUUGAAUGAAUUGAAUUGAAUUGUUUCGUAAAAAUUUUAUUUUAUAAAUAGACAUUUUUUUUCUUCUUCUAUUUUAAAUUAGAAUUUUUAUUUUAGAAUUUUAUUUUUUUUUCAUUUUUUUACUUUUUUUUUCUUCUUACUUUAUAUAGACAAUGAUAAUAUAGAAAUUUAUUGAAAUUUUACAUUCGUUUUAUUAGAAAUUUAAAAAAAAAGAAUAUGUCGUACAUCCGUUAUCACGAUGAAAAGAAUCCCUUGAUCAUGUUGCGUAUUCGAUUGCCAUUUUUAUUGUUCGCGAUAUACGGGAAGGAUAAAAUAAUAAUAAUUAUGGAACGACCAGAAUAAAAAUGUGUAAACAAUCUAAGGUUAGGAGAUUAUGCGAGCCUGUAUAUUUUAUGAGUUGUAUAGCCGAUGCAUGGGUGAUGCUUAAGACAAUGAGAGAAAGAGAGUAAGAGCGAGAUAUAUAGAGAGUGAAAGAAAGAGACAGAGAGAAUGAAAUGGAGAGUGAGUGAAGCAAAAACAGAUGAAAUUAAUAUUUUAUUCUAGAGAGAGAAAAAGAGAGAGAGAAUUGAAAUUAUUAUAUUUUAAUAACUAAGACGUGCGAGUAGUCGAUUUAAAAUAAAAAAAUAAAAAAAUAUAGUUCAAGAAUAACAUGAGAUGCAAAAGAGCGAGCAAACAUACAAAUGACAAACAAAAAAUAUAUAUAUAUAUAUAUAUAUUUAUAAUAAUAUAUAAUAUAUAUAUAAUAUAUAUAAUAUAUAAAUAUAUAUAUAUAUAUAUAUAUAUAAAGAGAUGAAAAAAAAUGAAAUAUGAGCGAGGAAAAUUCUACGCAUGAAUGAGGAUUGAAAUAAGAACGAAAGAAAAAGAGAGAGUGAGAGAUUUAAGAAUAUAGUGGAACGACUGUUUUUCGAACCCAAAAGUCUGAGAAAAAGAUUUCAGGACAAAAGAAAAAGAAAAAGAAAAAGAAAAAAAAAGAAAAAAAUGAAACAAAGAAAGAUACAGUUGAAUUUCAUUUAUAUUUUCCUACGCGAAACUUUUUGUAUGACGAGUGGCAAUGUGUGUGCGUGUGAGUGUAAGGCAAAUUUCGGUUGACGUUUGUUUGUAAUAAAAAAGAAAAAAAAAUGAACAAAAAAUGAGAAAAAAGCACAUAUGAAAUUUGAAAAUCAUGGCGAAAUGUACUAUGUGCACAAAAUGAAGACGAAAGAUAAAAAAACAUACAAAUAUAAAUGUUUGAUGUACUGCGUUUAAUGUAUGCUUACUGCUCUUCUCGUUUUGUGGUUUUUGUUUUGCAGUAUUGUCAGGUCGACUACUUUUUUUCCUGUGAGUAAAUGACACAUUGCAUAGAUUUUUUUCCUUUUCUUUUUCUAAAAAAAAUAUAUAUAUAUAUAUAUAUAUAUAUAUAUAUAUAUAUAUAUAUAUAUAAGAUUCUUAUACUUACGUUUUAAAAAAAGUUUCAAUAAAUAUAUAGUCCUUUUAAAGGAUCCGAUAAUAAAAUCGAUUGGAAUUUUUUCUAUUAUCGUUGACAAAAUUUUUCUUUUUCUCUGAGCUUGGUUACUUGAUCAUGCGUGCCUCGAUUGCGUUUUUGAGAUAAGAAUUCUUGGCUUUCCUGUAUGAUUUAUAAGAGACAAGUUUUUUAAAAUAAACGCUAGGUUAUAAACUUAGUACUUACUUAAGAUUAGAUCAGUUCUAUGAGUAGAUUUUUCUCAAAUUAAUCUUCCACUCACUCAGUAAUUUAUAAAAGAGGGAAUAUGAGAAUGAAAUUUAGAAUGUAAGACUGAAAACUUGGUGACUUAUGAACAUAAGUUGAAAAAAUUCAAAUAAAACUUUCAUUAUAUCUAAAAAAGAAUGUCGAUAAUUCAAAUUUGAUUGAAAAUAUUAGAGAACCUGAUUUAAGUAAUUUAUUAAUUCAAUAUUUCCAUUAUUCGAUAUUUUUUUAUGUUAUUUGUUUUCUUAAUUUAUUUUUAAUUUUAAUUAUACAAUGUAACAUGUAUAAACACAGAAGUUCAUCGCUUAACGAAGAAUAUUGUUUUCAAAUUUAAAUUUCGAUGAAAUUGAUAUUUGCGUGGAAAUAGAAUAUUAUUAUUGGAGAAUUCAUUAUUGGAAAAAAAAACUUCAAAAUUCAAUUAUUGAUAAUUAUUUGUUUGUUUAUUAAAACAUACGUACAGAAAAGUCUAUUCAUUGGACGAUUUUAUUUUUAAUUUGGAAAAAAAUUAUAUGUAUCUGUCAUUUUCUUAAUAUGUAGGAGUUUAUAAUUAAUAACAUAUUUCAAAACAAAUCAUAAAUUAUAAUAAUAAUUAAUAUUUUUUUAAGUUAAACAAUUUAUAGUGACUUAUACAAAUAACUUCAUUUAUACAUCUUACAUUAUUUUAUUAUUAUAUAUAUAUAUAUAUAUUAUGUUUAAGUUUUGAAGUAAUAACAGCUACUUUUAAUUCUUCCAAGAUUAUUAAUAAUAAAUAAAAAACCUCUAUUUUUGUAUAGAAGUUAUAAUGCAUUAAAAUUUAAGAUCAGUUUUACCAAAAUACAUUUGUCAUUUAAGUAGUUAGUAAUUAAUUAAUUAAGAGUUAAAUAAAAACUGCCAUUAUACUUUUUUUUAUUAAAAUCAUUCAUUUUUAUUAUUUCUACUAUUUGUUGUUACGUGUAUUUCUAUAUUUCAUUAUGUUCCAUUAAUUAUAUUAACUUAAUAAUUAUUUAAUAAAUAAUUGAUUCAUUAAAAAAUCUUAGAUAUCUAAUAUAGACUUUUAAAAAAUAAAUUCUUUCAUAAUUUUUAAAUCAAUCUUUAUUUUGUCUAUAUUAUCUACACGCUCAGGAUUUUUUUUUUAUUUCUAUCAAUCGUCUUCGAACAAAGUUCAUGAAUAGUCUAAUAUACUCUAUUAUACAGAAAAGAAAAAGAAGAAGGAAACCUGGCAAAUCUGUGAUAGAAUUCUACAACGGAGUACCUCUACAUAAAAUUUAUCGAUCGUACGUGAUCAUGUGAUCAAUGUCGAUUAUUGUUAUUAUUAUUAUUGAUUCGAAUUCGAUCCUGUUCAAAUGAACGUCACAAAGAGAUGGAUGAAUUUCGUCUGUUUUAUUUUAAGCACUAAUGAACGAAUGACAUGAUAAUUUGAAUAGCAAUGUAUGGACAGAUUUUACUGUUUUUUGUUCUUGGUCAAAAGUAUUGUGUAUACAUUCAUAGAAUUAAGUUUUUGCAUUAUUUUCUAAAUGAAAAACAAGAUGAUGUGGAAGAAAAAGAUGGAAAUAAUGGGUAAUUAAAUAAAUGAAUUAUAAUUUUGAGUAUGAUAAAAA